Molecule: messenger RNA, 393 nt
Organism: Phytophthora nicotianae INRA-310
Lineage: Eukaryota; Oomycota; Peronosporomycetes; Peronosporales; Peronosporaceae
Exons: 2
Coding region: 1-393 (130 amino acids)
Source: RefSeq, a predicted model, not a curated record
AUGGCAUGUUUACCUGCUCUGAUUGCGGAUGUGACGAGUGCUAAGUCUUUAAAGCGCAAAGCGGUUGUGGCCUUGGUCCGAGCAGGCGACCUUGUCAAGUUACAACGACGACGUUCAACGUUUUAUCGUGUGGAAGACAAGAUAGCAAAGGUUUUGGCAGGAGAUUUGAUCAAGUCUUUUGCUGGUAUACCGUCGAUUCUUGCCUAUCUACAAUACCUUAAUGGCAACGACGGUCGUCCCGUUCCUAACUCUGGAUCUGGAAAUAAGCUUAGUGGAUCGGACGCUGAUAGUGUGAUGACAGAUAAUUACAACUCCGAGGAGUGGCGGGCUCUUCCUCUGACAUCUGCCCCGUUCAAUGCAUUGUACUCGAUUGCAGUGGUCGGUGGAACGUAA